Lactuca sativa (garden lettuce) is the source of this 1842-nucleotide messenger RNA. RefSeq names its product serine--tRNA ligase. Lineage: Eukaryota; Viridiplantae; Streptophyta; Magnoliopsida; Asterales; Asteraceae. Gene Ontology annotation, molecular function: serine-tRNA ligase activity; ATP binding. Gene Ontology annotation, biological process: seryl-tRNA aminoacylation. The record is from RefSeq and is a predicted model, not a curated record.
ACACCCUAACAUUGGUUGCUAGGAGCUAACAUCCUCCGGCCUAAAGCAGUCUCUGUUCUUGGUUCAGCUCUGCUUCUUCUUGUUCUUCUUCGAUCUCCAUAUAUGCAAACAAGAGAGACACUUAAAUAAUGUUGGGAAUAAAUCUUUUCAGGCGCAAUCCAGAGAUUAUACGCGAAUCUCAGCGACGGCGGUUUGCUAAUGUUGAACUUGUUGAUAAAAUCAUUCACCUUUAUGAAGAAUGGAAAAGCCGUCAAUUCGAGCUGGAACAGUUUCGAAAGGAUUUCAACAAGAUCAACAAAGAAGUCGCCAAACUCAGAAUUGCAGGACAAGAUGCGACUUCAUUGAUUAAAGAUACCGAGGAAAACAAGCAAUUGACUGCGAAGAAAGAAGCACAGGUUCAGGAGGCCCAAAGAGCAUUGCAUUCAAAUCUGAAUCUGGUUGGAAAUAUUGUUCAUGACUCUGUUCCCGUUAGCAACGAUGAGGCAGAUAACGAGAUAGUUAGGAGUUGGGGAGAGAAGAGGGAUGAAGCAAAACUGAGAAAUCACGUGGAUCUUGUCGGUCUUCUUGGAAUUGCAGACCUGAAAAGAGGUGCUAGUGUUGCUGGUGGUAGAGGAUAUUAUCUAAAAGGAGAUGGUGUGCGUCUCAAUCAAGCUCUAGUGAAUUUUGGCCUUGAUUUCUUGGAGAAGAAGGGUUACACACUGUUGCAGACUCCAUUCUUCAUGAGAAAAGAUAUCAUGGCCAAAUGUGCUCAAUUAUCACAAUUUGAUGAAGAACUCUACAAGGUAACAGGUGAAGGAGAUGACAAGUACUUGAUUGCUACUGCUGAACAACCACUUUGUGCAUAUCACAUGGAUGAUUGGAUCCAUCCAACACAGCUGCCAUUAAAAUAUGCAGCAUAUUCAUCUUGCUUUCGUAAAGAAGCUGGAUCACAUGGGCGUGACACUCUUGGGAUUUUUCGUGUUCAUCAGUUUGAGAAACUAGAACAGUUCUGCAUCACCAGCCCUAAUGAUAAUGAUUCAUGGGACAUGCAUGAAGAAAUGAUGAAAAACUCAGAGGAGUUUUAUCAGAUGUUGAAACUUCCAUAUCAGGUAGUGUCUGUUGUUUCUGGUGCUUUAAACGAUGCUGCUGCAAAGAAGUAUGAUUUAGAAGCAUGGUUUCCUGCAUCCAGUACUUACAGAGAGCUUGUUUCGUGCUCAAACUGCACUGAUUAUCAAUCAAGAAAACUGGAGAUUAGAUAUGGGCAAAAGAAGAGUAAUGAGGAGACAAAGCAAUAUUGUCAUUUAUUAAAUUCUACCCUCACAGCAACAGAGAGGACUAUAUGCUGUAUACUUGAGAACUACCAGAAAGAAGAUGGUGUUGAAGUGCCAACAGUGCUACAAGGGUUCAUGGGUGGCAAGACUUUCUUGCCUUUUCAAUCCACUGUUAUCAAAGAAACAAAAGGAAAGAAAUCAAAGGCAUAAGUUGUUUCAUUUUUCAAGCUUACAAUUGAAGGUUAGAUACUUGUUCAACAUGCAGAUUGGAGGAUUGUUGGGAAGACACAAAUGGUAACAUAGGCAAUGAGGACGGAUCAUAGGAGAUAGUUCAAUGGCUGCAAGGUUUUCCAUGAUCUAAUUGGAGUCCAAACCACAUAACAUGAAUAAACCACUUUUCUGAUAUGAUAUGUUGAAAGCUAUAUUAUUCUUUAUGUCUAGUCUAUUUAUAUCAAACUCGGACCAAGUAAGAGAUAGUUUUGCUAGUUAAAUAGCUGUUACGAUUGUUUUAAUAGAAACUUUGAUUUGGUGUAAACACAAUUUUAAACCUUAUUUUUAAAGAAAGUUAUCUCCGCAUGUUGAGGAUGAGAAA